This is a messenger RNA of Ostertagia ostertagi, 447 nucleotides long. Lineage: Eukaryota; Metazoa; Nematoda; Chromadorea; Rhabditida; Trichostrongylidae. The record is from the annotation of a GenBank genome assembly.
AUGGGAAUGAUGAUGGUCGAUCAAGGCUAUGAUCGCCCACCAGAGCUUCGACGUGAUCCUUUCUGGGAAGGAACUCACCCUCUCUACUCUGAAGAGACUUCACGUAUUCCUAAUCAUGUACAGCAAGGAUCUGCCAGUCAAGUAAAACUGGCAGGUUCCACAUCCGAAAUAAUUAUGAUGCCCAUUCUCGGACAAGAACUCGAAGCUCUCCAGCGUUUUCCACAGAUGCCUCAAUUCGAUUCAUCACUGCAUUUCGUCAUUAUUCCGUCCUUGAAUCGUGCCAGGAUUAAAACGGAAGAAAAACCUCCUGUUGUGAUCCUUGAGACCAUACAAGUCGAGCCAUCCCCAGUCAACGAGCUUAUUCCUUCGGCACAGACAUCCGCCCAAUUAGUGUCGCUAUACCGACCGAGUCGCCCGUGUACAGUGAGAAAUUCGUGUAUAAUAUAA